Carassius gibelio (silver crucian carp) is the source of this 1964-nucleotide messenger RNA. RefSeq lists its product as uncharacterized. The record is from RefSeq and is a predicted model, not a curated record. Lineage: Eukaryota; Metazoa; Chordata; Actinopteri; Cypriniformes; Cyprinidae. Bases 3 to 1088 code for a protein of 361 amino acids. The transcript has 6 exons.
GCAUGGGCAAGGCAUGUGAAACAAGGGCCAAUUCCUGUGAAGCCUAUGUGUCAUUUAAAUUUAUAGAGGAGACCGGUUUCACAGCAGUAGUAGUUCGGCAGCAAUUAACACACACAGGACAUGAUUUGUCAAACCCUGAAGAGAGGAAGAAAAAUGCAAUUAAUCCAGAAUUGUUAGGAUUUGUCGAAAUAUGGCUCACACAAGGUCUAUCCAUAUCACAGAUUGUCAUAAAAAGUUGUGAUUGGGCAUGUAGUCGGGGUUACACCGAUAAGCAUGACAGACGUUUCUUCCUAACUCCAGAAGAUGUAAGGUUGGUAAAACGCCAUCUCCGCAUCUUCACUUUGCCGGACAUUAAUGAUGCUGUGAGUGUGGAAAAGCUGGUGACAGGUGAACUGAAAGAAAAUAUUUGCUUUUUUCAACCUUUGACAAAAGACCAGCCACUGGUUAUUGUUGUCCAGACACCACAACAGAAGGCUCUACUCCAAGAGAACCCCCACCCCAUGGUUUUUAUGGAUGCAUCCUACAAAGGUUUGACAUCAUAUGGGUAUGCACUGUAUGCCCUUGUACUUGUCAAUCAAACUGGAAGAGGAGUGCCAUUUGCGUACCUAAUAAUGAGCCAGGAAUCCUCAGCAAUAGUUGAGCUUUGCUUGAACAUGCUUUGUUCAAGAAAUCCAAACUUUUACCCAAGGUCAGUUAUGAUCGACAGAGACUUAAAAGAGCUCAAUGCCAUAAGAGAAGUUUUCCCCAAAACCAAAGUUCUCCUCUGUUGGUUUCAUGUUCUCCAGGCUGUACAUCGCUGGGUUACAUCAAGAGAUGGUGGGAACCUGUCACCUGACAAAAGACAUGUCGUCAUUCAUGCCAUGACCUCAAUGAAAGCUUGCAUGACGGAGGAAGAUUUUGUGACCGUUUCCACUAGUGUGUGCAAUGACCUUGAUGCCCAGCUUGGCAGCAAUCGAGUGACAACAUACCUGAAGGUGCACUGGCUUCCACAUGCAGCACUAUGGGCCAAUUUUGGACGACUAUUUGAGCACAACAACAGCGACACCAACAACAAGGCAGAGAGGUUUUUUCUUGCGCUGAAAUACUAGUUCCUAAGGGGAGAGGCAAACAGAAGAGUUGAUCAACUUCUUCACUUGCUAUGUGGUGAUAUUCAAAAAUAUUAUUGCUACAUGGACGACUUGGCAGACGCAGGAAGACUGAGGAUCUCCUUGUCAGCAUCAACAUCUUCAGCAGCCAACACAGUGGGACAGCAGAUCCUGACAAAUGAGCAAGGAAUGUGCUCUGUGCAAACAGGGGCAGGGCCCAGCUCAGAUUCAACUUGGAAUACUGUGGAUCUAGUCAAGAUGCAGUGUGACUGUGGAUGGUAUGAUAAGGGAAAUGUAUGCACACAUAUUGUCUCCGCAUACACUGAAGCACAGAAAUGUAUUGAUAUUGCACAGCUACGUGCUGACAUGGCUAGAGAUAUUGUUGCCAAAAACCAGUACCACAUUGAUGGUGAUUUCAUUACUGUUCACCCCACUGAUGUAAGUGCCACAUUUGUAUUUACUGGUGAACCUGCCUUUUGUACCUGUGCUGUCAACAGUUACGGUCAAAAGUGUGUGUGCUUACAUGUUGCUGACUGCCUGCAAACUACCAACAAUUCACAUUCUACAUGUCCCACUGAUGGAAACGAAAAUAUGUUUGUGCCAACAAAUGUCACUGCACAAGUUCAACUUCAGUCUAUGUUGACAGAUUUACUGGAGUGGAGCAAAUCAGAAAAUUACAUGUAUAGUAGUGACCUGUACACUACAGUGAAGAGGGCACACACAGUGGCCUUCAAUCGUUUUGGCAUUGUGUCAAGAAAACGAAAAAUACAUGCACUUCAUGCUUAUCGCCAGCGGAUAGAGCAAGCCAAACGAGAGCUUUACAAAAAGCGCAAAACAAGAAGAUACAAGCGCUAAAUAAUAAUAAUAAACAGAUUUAAC